GCGCCUGCACACUGGGACCCUCCACCUGCCAGAAAAAAUGUCUGAGAAAGCAGCUUUCGACACCAACGUGCUGACGCUCACCAGGUUUGUCCUGGAGGAGGGCAGGAAGGCCCAUGGAACGGGAGAGCUGACGAACCUGCUCAACUCCAUCUGCACGGCGGUCAAAGCCAUUUCCUCUGCUGUCAGGAAGGCUGGGAUUGCCAACCUGUAUGGCAUCGCAGGAAGCACCAAUGUGACUGGAGACCAGGUGAAGAAGCUGGACAUCCUGUCCAAUGAUCUAGUCAUCAACAUGAUCAAGUCCUCUUUCAGCUCCUGCGUCCUGGUCUCGGAGGAGGAUGAGCACGCCCUCAUCGUGGAACCAGAUAAGCAAGGAAAAUACAUCGUGUGCUUUGAUCCGCUCGACGGUUCCUCCAACAUCGACUGCCUCGUCUCCAUCGGGACGAUUUUUGCCAUCUACAAAAAGACCACCAAUAGUGAUCCGUGUGAGAAGGAUGCACUGCAGUCGGGCAGAAACAUCGUGGCUGCUGGUUAUGCUCUGUACGGCAGCGCCACCAUGUUGGUUCUCUCCACGGGUCAGGGAGUGAACGGCUUCAUGCUCGACCCCGCGAUCGGGGAGUUCAUACUGGUGGAUCGAGACGUUAAAAUCAAGAAAAAGGGGAAAAUCUACAGUUUGAAUGAAGGAUAUGCGCAACAGUUUUACCCAGAUGUGACAGAGUAUCUCCAGAAGAAGAAAUUCCCAGAGGAUGGCUCCGCACCGUAUGGCAGUCGGUACAUCGGUUCAAUGGUGGCCGACGUUCAUCGAACGCUGGUGUACGGAGGGAUCUUUCUCUAUCCUGCAAAUGUCAAGAGUCCCAAGGGAAAGCUGAGGCUGCUUUACGAAUGCAACCCCAUGGCCUUCAUCAUGGAGCAGGCAGGAGGCGUGGCCACGACCGGCUCGGAGAACAUUCUGGACAUCCAGCCCACAUCCAUCCACCAGAGAGUGCCUGUGGUCCUGGGAUCCCCGGAUGAUGUGCAAGAGUACAUCUCCAUCUACAAGAAGCAUCACAAAUGAGGACUGAAGGAGGAAGAGGAUCCAGACACUCUGCCUCACACUGGGCUAAUUACAUCCUAGUACUGCAUGCUAUUUGUAGAGAGAUACCCUGUAUUUUUUAAAUAAAGACAAAUGGAAAAGA
Oryzias melastigma (Indian medaka) is the source of this 1172-nucleotide messenger RNA. It is a transcript of the gene fbp1b, whose product is annotated as fructose-1,6-bisphosphatase 1b. Gene Ontology annotation, biological process: fructose 1,6-bisphosphate metabolic process; sucrose biosynthetic process; gluconeogenesis. Gene Ontology annotation, cellular component: cytosol; cytoplasm. The coding region runs from base 38 to 1051 and encodes 337 amino acids. NCBI's taxonomy places the organism in Eukaryota, Metazoa, Chordata, Actinopteri, Beloniformes, Adrianichthyidae. The transcript is spliced from 8 exons. Gene Ontology annotation, molecular function: fructose 1,6-bisphosphate 1-phosphatase activity. The record is from RefSeq and is a predicted model, not a curated record.